This is a messenger RNA of Arabis nemorensis, 351 nucleotides long. NCBI's taxonomy places the organism in Eukaryota, Viridiplantae, Streptophyta, Magnoliopsida, Brassicales, Brassicaceae. The record is from the annotation of a GenBank genome assembly.
AUGAUGGUUCAUACACCUCAACAACAACAACAGUUAGUUCAUACUCCACAACAACAUCAGUCUUUAGCUUCUCAUUUCCAUCUCUAUCCUGUUGUGGAGAAAUUAGCAGAUGUGGUCGAAAAUGGAACAAGAGAUCAGAAUUCUGAUGCACUGGUUACUGAAUUGAAUAGUCAUUUUGAUAAGUGUCAACAGUUGUUGAAUUCGAUUUCAGGAUCUUUAGGAUCUAAAACUAUGACUGUUGAUGGACAAAAGAGAAAUCUUGAGGAAAGUGAGCAAUUGUUUCAACAAAGAAGGGAAUUGAUUGUGGGAUAUAGGAAAUCUAUUGAAGAGCUUGUGAAGAUAGAGCCUUAA